AUGCCGUACAUUUCAACAGAGGCUCUCGUAGGCGCGGCCCUGGUCGUCGUCCUCGCCUUCGGCUAUCAGCAUAUGACCUCCACUGGGUCCAACGGCAACAACAACGACAGCUCCACCGCAGCCAAGAAGAAGAACAAGAAGAACAAGAACAAGAAAAAGGCUGGCACCGACACACCAAUUGGCACGCCUGUGGCUGUGAGCGAGGCCGAGGAGCCCAAGAGCGAGCCCAAGAAGGGCAAGAAGGGCAAGCACUCGACCACACUCGAGCACAAGGUCAAGCCUGCGCCCGUCCCCGUCCUUGCGGCAGUUGCUGUUCCGGCGACGUCUGAGGAGUCUGAGGAGUUCGAGCCGCCAUCGUUCGCCGCUGCGGCCAAAGCUUCCGCUCCCACCAAACCCAAGACUUUGGCCGAGAAGCUCGUUCCCAAGGUCCCCAAGACCAAGGUUGACGAUAUGCUCGCGCCCGAGGACCGCCCUCCCCAACUCGCGCGAGUGAUGCGCGUUGUGCAGCCCGAGAAGGUUGACAAGUUCGCCGACGACUAUGCAUCGUCCGAGUGGUCGGAUGAGCCCCGCCAGGACGACGGAUGGAACGUCGUCGCGGCCAAGAAGAAGCCAAUGUCGGUGUCAAUUGGUGGAGGUGGCGACACCAACUCGUCGCCAGCGCGCUCGAGAGCGAUCGCGAACGAGCCACUCACCAAGCUCCAGCGCAAGAACCAGAAGAAGACCGAGGCGAAGCGUGUGGCCAAGGAGGCCGAGGAGGCCGACCGCCUCCGCCGCCUCGCUCUGCACAAGAAGGACCUGGAGCGGGAGAAGAUUAACGCGAUCUAUAACAAGCAGCAGAAAAAGGUUGUGCGCGAGCGUGGGCGGGUUGUCGAUGGGGGGAGCGGAGGUCAGGGGGCGACGCUGAACCAGAAGGGUCAACUGGUGUGGGAUUGA
Messenger RNA from Cutaneotrichosporon cavernicola, 933 nucleotides. RefSeq lists its product as uncharacterized. The transcript is spliced from 4 exons. NCBI's taxonomy places the organism in Eukaryota, Fungi, Basidiomycota, Tremellomycetes, Trichosporonales, Trichosporonaceae. The coding region runs from base 1 to 933 and encodes 310 amino acids. The record is from RefSeq and is a predicted model, not a curated record.